ACCCGGAAGCGGAGUACCCCACGUGGGGAGACGGGAGGGGGCUGUCUCGGUUGGGCUACUUGGUUUUGGACAAUUUUUGAGCUAGGAGACUGGGCUGUUCGUUUCUCUGUCUGAGGAGGCGGGGUAGGUGCAACCAUGGAGGCCCCUUAACCUGUGAUCGGGCCUGGCCGCAGGCCUGGUCUGGAGUGACAGCUCCUGAGAAUGCUGCAGCGGUUAUCGACCAUGGCGCUGCUGUCGGCGCUUGGGGGCACGACCUGGCGUUGCUCCGGUCACCUCGCACGUCAUUUCUCCCAAACGACUUGGCGUGGGGAGAGGCCGGGUGGAGAGGAACUACGGCGCCUGCUGCUGGAUGACCUGGCGCCUACCCCGCGGUCCUCCAGCGGUCUGGAACUUCUGUUUGGCCUGUCCCCGUGUCUUCUGGCUCUGCGGGCAUCCCGCCGCCGGGUGGCCCGGCUCUUGCUCCAGGCCGGCAGGUCCGGGCUGCAAGGAGAGCGUGCCGAGCUGCUCCGCCUGGCUGAAGCACGGGACAUUCCAGUUCUACGGCCCAGACGACAGAAGCUGGACGCCCUGUGCCGCCACCAGGUCCACCAGGGCGUCUGCAUGGAGGUGAGCCCACUGCGGCCCCGGCCCUGGAUGGAGGCUGGGGAGGCCAGGCCAGGAGAUGACCCCCAGCAGCUGUGGCUCGUGCUCGAGGGGCUCCAGGAUCCUCGGAACCUUGGGGCGGUGCUGCGCUCUGCUCAUUUCCUUGGCGUGGAUAAAGUCAUCACCAGCCGGAGAAACAGCUGCCCACUCACUCCAGUAGUCAGCAAGGCCAGCGCGGGGGCUAUGGAGGUGAUGGACGUCUUCUUCACUGAUGACCUGGACAAUUUUUUACAGGCCAGAGCGCGGCAGGGCUGGCUUGUGGCUGGCACGGUGGGCUGCCCCGGGCCCGAGAUCUCCCCGUCCUCUGGGGUCCCCAUCACCAGCUGCCUGGAGUUCCUCUGGGACCGGCCUACUCUGCUAGUGCUGGGGAAUGAGGGCUCUGGCCUGUCCCCGGAGGUUCAGGCCUCCUGCCAGCUCCUCCUCACCAUCCUGCCUGGCCGGCAGCUGCCUCCCGGGCUGGAGUCCUUGAAUGUCUCCGUGGCUGCAGGAAUUCUUCUUCACUCCAUUUGCAGCCAGAGGAAGGGUAUUCCUGAAGAAGGGAAGAGAGGGCAACUUCUCCAAGGCCCCCAGGAGUCCUCAGCUAUGGCCGAAGGGCCCAGAGUAGCUCAGGACCCGGGACAGUCCUCAGGACUAGAAAAAGUGAGGCAAGGCGGGGACUGACUUGGACCGACGGAAACGUGUGCGUGCCGGAGGGCAGGAACAGACUGCCGUGCCUUCAGAGGUGCUGGGUCUCCUGCCUGGUGUGCAGCCAGGCUCUGUUUAUUAAUCUCUGGCUUGCAAAGCAGGGAGUUUUGUGGUGGAGGCCGAAGGAAGUUCAGUUUCCUGUUUUGGGUUUGGACUUGCAGCUGGAGAUGGUAGCCCGUUCAUUUCUAGGACGUGCUAGUUCAGAGGGUCUGCUUCCACCCAGGUCCUGCCUGGGCAAGGAGGGAAGUUUAAACGUCAGAAGGGAACCAGGCAGCUCUGUCCAGGGGUCCUCUCUAUUCCCCUGAGCCAGCGUGAGGAUGGAGAGGGAGGCCGGGGCCUCCUGUGGGCCAGACCCUGCCCCAGCUCGGCCUCUGGCAUGUGGCUUCAUCUCUAUGUCCCUCAGGGCCCUUGCUGGCACCUCCUUCUCGGGGCUGUUGUGAGGCUCAAAUAAAACACCUGGUGCCCA
This is a messenger RNA of Phyllostomus hastatus (greater spear-nosed bat), 1792 nucleotides long. RefSeq names its product mitochondrial rRNA methyltransferase 1 (gene MRM1). The coding region runs from base 202 to 1302 and encodes 366 amino acids. The record is from RefSeq and is a predicted model, not a curated record. Lineage: Eukaryota; Metazoa; Chordata; Mammalia; Chiroptera; Phyllostomidae. Gene Ontology annotation, molecular function: RNA methyltransferase activity; RNA binding. Gene Ontology annotation, biological process: rRNA methylation. The transcript is spliced from 5 exons. Gene Ontology annotation, cellular component: mitochondrion.